AUGAAUGAAUUUCAUCUUGUAGCAAUUCGCGGAUCAUCUUCGCUGUCUCCUGAUCUACUUGCAAAGACUUUGGAGAACCAAACAUCUGCAGUUUCCGCUAACGUUACCUUUGAACUACGAGCUCUAUUGUUUUAUGGUGCAUGUGCAAAAUUAUCAGGUGAGCAAGCACGUGAAAUUUCAUAUGCUCUGAAGCUCAGGUCACGUCUGUGGACACUGAUCUCGCGUAGGUGUCGAACUCCUUCUCGGCUCGGGAGACCCUGCCUGACGACACACGAGAAUCAGACAGAUGAUGAAGUGCUUGGAGUUAAUCAAUCUCUAUAUGGUGCGCCAGUAGAUUCAGCUUUAGACGAGUGUAGCGUAGAGACAAUGACGGGAUUUAUAAAUUUUCUGUUGUUCUUCUCUUCCCUAAUACUUGUAUGCUGCCAUAACCACACGGACACUGAAAGCCAUGAAGUACUUGAGUUCCCUGAAUUAGAAAUAGGUCGAGUGAAGAGAAGUACAAGACUCUACUUGGAAAAAGGCGAAUACUGUGCCGUAUACAGACCGAACUUCGAUUAUUACUGUACGGGAAUUUGGCAAAGCGAGAAGCUAAUAAAAACCAGUCGUCACUUGGAUAGGAUUAAGAAGUUUUGUCCAACGUACAAAUAUCACUGUAUUGCCUACAAGAAAAAUCGUCCACACCAUCGUCGCAAAUAUAUCCACAGAGAUCGAGACAGCAUUGAGGAUGAACUUAGAGGCAAAAGCUAUGAAGAAAUCCUUAGAGAGCUGUCAGAAAUAGUGCCAUGUACACCGGAGUGCAAUCCUAAUGUGCACCCUCACUGUACACAGGAGUGCAAGUGCGACUACGACUAUCCAACUAUGCAGCGGUUCUGCAAUCCACCAACGCUGGCCAUGUUCUUGAACAUCUGCCGAUUGUGGUACAAUCAAUGUCCGAAAUAUGAACAAUACCACUAUGCUUCUCAGUUCAUCUAUUCAAAGGCAGAGAAAGGAAAAACCUUAGCUACUCCUCUUCCAGCGGUCAAUGAAGUCUGGAGGCAGAACCUCUACCACAGUUACAGUUGA
This is a messenger RNA of Necator americanus (New World hookworm), 1062 nucleotides long. RefSeq lists its product as uncharacterized. NCBI's taxonomy places the organism in Eukaryota, Metazoa, Nematoda, Chromadorea, Rhabditida, Ancylostomatidae. The coding region runs from base 1 to 1062 and encodes 353 amino acids. Gene Ontology annotation, biological process: positive regulation of Notch signaling pathway. The record is from RefSeq and is a predicted model, not a curated record. The transcript has 10 exons. Gene Ontology annotation, molecular function: Notch binding.